Molecule: messenger RNA, 1464 nt
Organism: Amaranthus tricolor (Joseph's coat)
Lineage: Eukaryota; Viridiplantae; Streptophyta; Magnoliopsida; Caryophyllales; Amaranthaceae
Exons: 5
Coding region: 1-1464 (487 amino acids)
Source: RefSeq, a predicted model, not a curated record
AUGCACAAGGAGAUUAACCAGAUUGCUCAAAGUUCUAUUGAUUCUAUGGCAUUUAGUGUUAAUAAGAGAAAACAUAAUCAUCCUAACUCUCACAAACCUCCUUCUUCAGGGAAGAGGAACAAUUAUUUCUGUGAACAUCGUAAAAUCUCAGGUCAUUCUCUUGAAAGAUGCUUCAAGAUUCAUGGUUACCCACAGUCAAGCAAGUUUUCUCAAGACAAGCGUUUUGCUGCACAUGUUUCUGUCACUCAUGCAUCUAACCAUGAAGCAUUAAUGAACACUGAUAACUCAGGGUCCCUUCUUGCAUCUCACCUAAGCAAAUCUCGUUGGAUAUUUGAUAGUGGUGUAACUGACCACAUGUGCAACACUAUCAAGUUAUUCACUAAUCUCAUAAAUGUUGCUAGAAAAGAUCACAAAAUUGUCAUACCAGAUGGCAACACUUUGAAUGUUAUGAAAGUUGGUGAUAUAUGUUUGACAAAGGAUUUAUUUCUUAAGAAUGUGUUAUUUGUUCCUGAGAUUCAAUUCAAUCUUAUCUUAGUGAGCAAACUUACUCUGGACAAUAAGAUAUCCUUGUUUUUCACUACUAAUGCAUUUUAUGUUCAGGACCUUUUGAUGAAAAGGCUACUGCCUCUUGGUAAUCUUUACAAUGGUCUGUAUUAUACAUUGGCUAAAGACCACCAGAAGGUUCAUGAAGAUAAAUAUACUCUAAAUAAUAGACAUAUAGCUAUCACGGCUUCUUGUACUGAUAUGACAACACAUGUAAAGUUACUCAACCUUAGAAUACGCUAUAUACCCUUUUCUAGGUUGAAAGUGAUGUAUCCUGAUCUUGAUACUAAAACUUUGCAAGAAAAUCUAAUAUGUUCUAUUUGCCCUAUAGCUAGACAAACUAGGCUUGCUUUUUCUCUUAGUUAUAUCAAGUCUACUUCUGCUUUUGAGCUAUUGCAUGUCGACAUAUGGGGUCCAUAUCAUACCAAAACAUAUUCUAGGCAUAGAAUGUUGCUUACCAUUAUUGAUGAUUUUUCAAGGGGAAAUAUUACAAUAUUGUCUUCAGAAAGGCAUCCUCCAUCAGAAAAAGUUGGUAAGAUUGUUCUUUGUGCUACAUACCUUGUCAAUCGUAUGCCCCUUGUUUCCAUUGGGAACAUUUCUCCCUAUGAAAGGUUAUUUGGUUCUCCUCCUAAUAACAACCAUCUCAGGGUCUUUAGUUGUCUAUGCUUUACCUCCACUCCUAAACCAAGGCAUACUAAGUUUGAUUCACGAGCUGAAUCCUAUAUCUUUUCCUCAUCCAAAACACCAGUCUUUCAGUUUUACUUACCCAUGUCUACCCCUAUGUCUUACACUGAUCCUUACACACCUGUUCUCGAUUUCUCUUCUCCUCCACCUGAUCCUAUUGUCCCUACUUAUACUAAUCCUACUAACCCUACCCUUCCUAUUUCUCCAACUCCUUGUCCUGCUCCCUCCCUCUUUUAA